Haliotis rufescens (red abalone) is the source of this 2222-nucleotide messenger RNA. Its product is annotated as protein rolling stone-like. Gene Ontology annotation, cellular component: membrane. Lineage: Eukaryota; Metazoa; Mollusca; Gastropoda; Lepetellida; Haliotidae. The record is from RefSeq and is a predicted model, not a curated record. The coding region runs from base 3 to 1025 and encodes 340 amino acids. The transcript is spliced from 4 exons.
UUAUGAUCAAGUCUCUCUCAGUCUAUCGACCAGCUCCAUACGUAACGCGCAGGCUGAGAUGUCGUCUGCUUUGUGACAACGCGUGGUCUGCAGACGACACUCCGCGUGUAAGGAUGGAUGCCUGUUCGCAGUGUCUUGCGCGUGAAUUUCGAUCGGAAAAUGCUGGACUAGGAUACGAAAAUCCCCCAGUAUUCGUCACAUCCCAGUGGCCGGUGAGGCAGCGCUUCUACGUGGUGUACCGGGCGCUGAUAGCGGUGGCGAUCACGGGCUGGUGCGCAGCAGACAUUACGUACGAGUCCACCACCUUCUACGACUACAAAGUAUGGAAGUGGUUUAUAUUUGCCACCAACUGGAGCUUCCUCCUUCUGGCGCUGUCGGCGAUAUACAACGCCUGCACAGUUGCCGUAUAUACAUGUCGACCAUACUGGAUUAUGGACCCUAUGUACCCGAGGAGCAUGCCCAUUGUUCUACGUCUUCAGUGGAUCAUCUACAAUCUGAGCUGUAACUCCGCCAUUGUGGUCACCAUGUCCUACUGGUCGUUCGUCGCCUUCUUCUCACAUUCGGAGCUGCUGGCAACCCCGAUGAGCCGAGUCAAGCAUACCAUGAAUACUGUGUACGUCAUCAUUGACGUCAUGAUCACUGGCGCCCCGCUACGCGUGUUGCACAUGUUCAUGACAAUAACACUCGGCUCCGUCUACGCCCUCUUCAACGCUAUCUACUUCCUCAACGACGGCACUGUGACGGAUUCUCGUGAAGAGAGACAUUACGCUUAUAACUUCAUGAACUGGAACAAGCCGGUCGAGGCUGUCAUUACCUGUGUUCUCUGCGUGCUCCAGGCUAUGCUCGCGCAGGUUAUCCUCAACUUCCUGUAUCGGCUCCGGAUGUGGGUGUUUUCCAAGUUUUACUACAUACCAGAUGACCCUACUCUAGACUCGGAGAUGCAGAAUAUUGUCAUGUCAACCUCAACAAGCUAUAACGCUGUUGAUGACAAGAGUCUCGCCAAUGAUGGACGCUAUGCUGAAUAACCCCUGCUGUACAUAGGAUAAUAGUUCAGGUUUAAUUGCUAGCAAAAUAUCAAGAUUCAACCUUCAAUUUAAGGACAAACGGACCACAAACAAGCUUCUGGGUAAAUAAAUACAUGUAUUACGACUAAGGGGCAACCUGUUCUUAAGAAGUCGUUUUGGAGACAAGUUUCAUUACAAUCGAAAGAUAGUGACAAAAUAAUCUCUUGGAGAUCUUCAUAGUUCUUUAUCAAAUUGUACAUAUGGACUCACGGUCAUUAUAUUCGUCUCAACAUUCGCUCCAUUUCUUAAUGCCAUUUAUCAUUAUUUUCACGGUAACUUACUAGACAAUCGUUAUAAAUCAACUCAAAAUAUUACGACAGUUGAUUAGGUUGUGAAAGUGUUUUUUUGACAAUUUAUGGUAGAGAAACAGGUUUUCAGUGCUGUGUAAUUUUCUCCGUAAACGCUCCUCCCUCUCUGUCCCGUCUUUCAAACAUGCCGCUCAUGCUUUCCCCCUUGGUGCUAAGUAUCCGUGACGUCAUAGGUUAUAUCUACAUUUCCUGUGACGUAGUACACAAGACUCGAUGACGUAUGAUGGACAAGUAUUGACCCACACUGGUGCUAACCUUGACCUUGGUUAUACCUGUCUUGUAUAAAACGGCUAGGCACUGUUUGAUUUAGACAGGAUCUGUAUCUUGUUUUAAAUAUUUAAAAAAGUUCAAGGUGUGUGUUCUUGUGUGAAAAAAGUUAGAAAUUUCAUUUUCAUUUUAACAUUAUUGUUAUGUGAUUGUUUUGUGGCUGUGUGAUGCAUUUAAUACCAUGAGAACAAAUGCAGUCUGUGUUUUACCACAAAGCUUCGAUGGAUUGUACGUGCCCUCAUAGAUCCCUGUUAUUGUAUAUAGUUCAUAUAGAAUGUUUAAAAUCAUUGUCACGCAUCUUAGCAUUAAGAUAGUGAAAUUGUUGAUAGCUUAGUUAAAUGGAUAAUUGUCCGUGUUUGUUGACUUAACGUAUUGUAUUGUUAGAUAUAUGUAGAAAUUGUUUCUAUCAUACAAGCGAUUAUAUUUGAAUUAUAUCUAUAUUUUACAAAUUUUUCUAUUCCAUCCAUGUUAUUUCAAUGUUUGACUUGCUCAUGUCAUGAUUUUGCUGUGAUAAUCCGUCAUUGUGAAGUUGAUUCAUCUUUAUUUAUGAUUAUUAUGUGAAUUAAAAUGAAGUAAUAAUUGA